Molecule: messenger RNA, 4515 nt
Organism: Peronospora farinosa
Lineage: Eukaryota; Oomycota; Peronosporomycetes; Peronosporales; Peronosporaceae
Source: the annotation of a GenBank genome assembly
AUGGAACGGCUUAUGAAAGCCAUGCGUCGACUGGUGUGCGAUUCCGACUCAUCCACCCGCGCAGGGGCGUUGAGAGCCCUGCGCUAUUCUAUCAGUAGCAGCGGAAGCAUUAAACACUUUGUGGACCUCAAUGUACCGGUGUUUGUGGUGCGAUCGUUGGAGCGUGAGCAGAAACAUUUGGCGGAGCGGGUGCAAGCUCUAAAAGUGGUGCGGAGGGUGAUGGAGAUUGAUGCUGCUCAGAUGCCGACGGGUCUCGUGACGUCGUUGACGGCCAUUGCAGGACACAAAGAUGACAAUAUGCGACGAGUGUGUUUGGAGACACUGCGAGAGCUGGCACUGCUGAAUGUGGAGAUUGUAGCGGAGGCCAAUGGCACCAAGAUAUUAGUGGAUGCGAUUUUGGAGCCGUCUUUCCAAGAUCUUGCUGACUCACUGCUUAUGACACUGCUGCUAAUUUUGAAUGAGCCGUCGACACGCAAGUUUAUUGAGCCUUUUGUGGAUUCACAAGUGCUUAUGGCACCAUUUACAGAUACCGAUCUACCAGCAGGCAAUGAACGAAGACAACGAUGGAUGGCGAGUCGAAAUGCCAUCGUUACUAUGAUGCGGUCGUGGACAGGAAUGGUGGUACUUACGAGCAAUCCACAAGGUCUGCAGUCACUGAUUCAACUGCUGGUACGACCGGUGGGCGAGGAUGUACAGAAAGCAGUAUUGUCUACUAUUUGCGAGAUCUUUUACAAGAAGACGAGCUUUGACAAGUCGCCAGCAGAUGCAGCAGCAGACGCACCAGUUCUCCCUACAACCUUAUCAAGUGCAGAGCAAAUGCCGCUUGCAGUCAACCACAAUCUAUUGGACAACUACACGGUCAUUGUCCUGCUAGCUAUGAUUCACUGUGGUAUCUUGGAGGCACUAGUGACUCUAGGUACGGGUCCAUCACGAACACUGGCUGAGCCAGCGAUGGACCUGUUGGCCGAUAUCUUGAGAAUGGCCUCGCGCUUGCUUCCAGACCAGCACUGUGCGUCUUUGCUUGCGCUUCCUCGACUAGUAUCGUCGACUUCACUCACGACUACGACUACAAUGUCUCUUGGAGACCAUGCUAAGAGCCUUUUGGAGCGUUUACAACGCGAAAAAUCGAUUCGAGCUAGUGAGAUGUUGGGCGAGCUGGCUAAUGCAGUUGGCGCAAAUUCUGGCAGUAUUGCCACACGUGGUGUGUCUUUAGUCUCUUAUGGUAGCAGCGGCAUUAAUGGUGUACAAUUGGCAUCUGAGCUCCUACGCGAUACGAAUCGGCCGUCAAGUUUACUUGCUCUGCAACAGAUUGCAGGUGUAGUGCGUCUUCCAUCAUCUAGUGGUGGUGGCGGUAUUGGCGGAACUGGCGGUGGCUCUGCAAAUUACGCUGUAGCGGCUCCUUCAGCACAACGUGGCACAAAAAGUGCGACGGCACAACUAAAGGAUAGCUUAACAUCGCGAGAAUUGAUGGUCCUCGAGCUAAAACAAUCGCUGGAUGCACAGAUGGAUGACAGCACCUUUAAAGACAUGCUACACAACCGUGCACGCGUUUUGACAGACAAAAAUUACAAGAAUUGGAACUGGGACAUUAUCUCCGAGAUGCUCGAGGGUCCACUUACCAACCCGCAGCGGCUUUCGGAAGCUAUGAAAACAAAGUUUUUCAAGCGUUUGUCAGGUUUCUUCCGUUGCGAUCAAGGCAACAAGGGUUAUUUCUCCAACCUGUAUUGGAUACCAGAUCACGUGCCGUAUCUGCGUCCGGCCUGUCAAAUGUAUACGCUACUAUUGAACCACCCUGAAGGUUUGCUCUUCUUGAAAACUGACCGCCGCGGUCAACUGCUUACAGAGAUUUCGUCAGCGCUAGAGCUGGAAGCGCGACCUGAAGCUGCUAUAGUGGAGUCGCACAUUGGUGUGCUUAAGGCGCGUAUGUUUUCACCCGAUUAUGUGUCGCGGCGAAUGCUGCGCGAGUACUUUACACUUCUGGGACUGAUGAGUUCGAGCAAAGAAGGCCUGAAGAUGAUGGAGCAGUCGAACCUGUUCCAGCGGCUUUAUGUCAUGGGGACUACUAAGGGCCAUGACUUCCUGUGUCGUCUUAUUCUAGCUAAUCUCGAUUACUCGGUUGACGGGAGCUCCCGCAAGCUGCUUCAGUCUUGGAUGAUGGAGGGUUCCAAGGCGUUGCGUCUGUAUGCGACCUGUUUAUUGCGCGCAUUGUUGCGCUCUGAGGUGGCGGAUUUUGACAAGUGGGGUGUCGAUGCAUUGGUGACACAGCUUACACAGGAAGAGGAGGUUGCCAAAGCGGCACUGAGUGUACUGGAAGAGGCUGCCGAGACGCCUGCAUGCCUUUUAGCAAUGAUUCUAAAGCGACCGAUGAAGCUCAUUCAACUCAAGGAUAAGAGAGCCGAGUCGCUGCUUCUCAGGUCACUCUCGCUUGCUGAGGGACUAAACUUUCUCCGUGAGACUGGCGACUGGAUUCCGCGCACACUUGCUGCCUGGCGUCGUGAAAAACACAUUUCGUACGUGCAUGCCGUAGAGCACGCGCUUUUCCGUGGCUUACAUCGUGAUGCGGCUGGACGUGAACGCGGAUCAAAUAGUAGCUCGACGAACUCUCGUCAAACAUGUUCCCCUACGCCUAUUCCUGUGAAUGUACCAAUGAAGAGAGGCGGUGGCGUUGGGCUUAAGCCUCCUAGUGGUGGAAGCAGCCAGCGUUCUCUAUGGGGUCUGGAUUGGCUUUAUCGUAUGCCGUGGAACAUGGAAGUAAAGAUCGUGGGCCCUCCAGGAAGUGGGCCCCCGUCAAGCCUCAUUUUGGAAACGUAUAUUGAUGGUGCAAUGCGCGAAGAGGAUGAAACGACUGGCAUCGGGGACGAACUUCGCAUGAACUCGAUCCGUGUGAAAGGGAUCGUUGUGGAUGCGCGCAAUAUGCCACAACCAGUUGUGGUAAAUUCACAACAGACAUUGCAAGCUUGUUUGUUUUUGGGCACACAACCAGUUGACCGGCGCGGAUUUACGAAGCCUCCUCCUCAGAGCAAUGGAGGUUUUGUGUCCACGAGCGGAUCUGCUAGCGGUGGUGGAUCUACUCUUUCUAGCGAUACGCAGCAGAAAAUGUUGGGUGCGCGGUCGGCGUCAAACUCAGCUGGAGGAAGUAUGGACCGCACGUCGGAGACGAUGUCUUCGUCACUGGACUUUGCCGAUACUGGAUCGUCUCCGGCGGACGCUGCAAAGGACGAGAACAAGGAUUGGAGCUCGUGUCAACCUGAACAGCGCUCACCUCAAUACUUGUCGGCACCACUGUGUUCAUUAUGCGCCCCUGGUGAACGUGCGGUAUGGAAUUUCCGUGUAGAAAUGGACUCUGCUGCGGGCAGCAACACUUCAAAUGGCAGUGUAAAACGUCUUCUGCUCAAGUCUGUCGAAUUUACGCUGCAGUUGCUGCCUCUUCGUCCGCGUACGGUGCCGCUGCCGGUACACUUGUACGGUGAGCUAGCAAAAACUAGUGCCGGCUGUCAGAUCCUGCACGCAUCUGGACAUUUACCGGAAUUUCUUGCAUGUCUUCGAGACGCUGCGAGCGUUCCGCUUGAAAAGCGUGCUGCGCUGUGGGCGCUGGGUCACGUGUCCGCCACACUGCGCGGUUAUAAUCUGCUGAGCCACUAUACACAAGACUUUGUGGAGAUGAUCGUGAAGCUGGCCACAGAUUCACCGCUCGUAUCCAUUCGCGGAACAUGCUUCUUCGUACUCGGCUUGCUAGCUCGGUCAUCUGCAGGUCGCCGGCAUCUGGCUCGUCUUGGAUGGGAUGCUCCGCGUGAUGCGUCUCGUACUUCCAUUGCUGUCCCCCAAAACUGCACUUCUCUCUUCAUGUGGCCACCAUGUAGAUCAUUGCAUCCCUGUCCAUUGACGCAGACGCCUGGCGCGUCGCCUCUGCAGCGACUGCUAAUACGCCGGCGUGACAAGAUGCCUAACGAGUGGCGUGAGGUACUGCGAUUUGUUGCUGACCUGAGUAAUCACAUCACACAGAAGGAGGCACAUGCUUCACUCAACAAGUUGCGUUCAUCAAAGUCUGAGUUGUUCGAGGAACCGGUGCUGUUGAUGUACGUACAUGCACUAUUGGAGAAGUACAGCUAUCGGUUGGCUCUGCGGCAGUUUGUGCUUAACGCGUUCGACCGAGCGACGCUUACUGAUGAAGUGCUCGAUACCCUACGGAUUGAGGAUGAGAAGGAGCAGGGCAACCAAACGCAUCAGCGUGUACCAACCGGACGAAAAAUGCGGCGGCGUCGAUCAUCACCUUCGAUCCCGUCAUUUACGGCCUCGGUUCAGUCACUGAACUCAGCCAUGCAGGCUACGUCUGGUGUCUCACGCAUGUCGUCCAUGCAGAAUGCUCUAAGUUCCAGUGGCGAUCAGCGUUCAACAAUGCGGCUAAACGCACACAACGGCCCCAUCGAUCGCACUGUACUGCUUAAACGCAGCCGCAAGCGCUCAGCUUUUUCGGAAAAGACCAUUGUUGUUGGUGCCCCUGAAGCUGCUGUGUAA